Messenger RNA from Trypanosoma grayi, 963 nucleotides. RefSeq lists its product as hypothetical. The record is from RefSeq and is a predicted model, not a curated record. Lineage: Eukaryota; Euglenozoa; Kinetoplastea; Trypanosomatida; Trypanosomatidae. The coding region runs from base 1 to 963 and encodes 320 amino acids. The transcript has a single exon.
AUGGUUGAUCUCGUCAAGGCGGCGAACUUCGCCCCUGUACAACGGUGGAUCAAGUCGCUGGUGCCGGUGCAUGAGAGCCGUGAGUUCGGCGUGGUGCUGAUGGGUGUGGAGGUGUGCUCUGUGAAGUACGACCCCGACGACGCGAACCUCGUGGUGGAGGUGCGGCUGCAGCCGGUGCUGCACGACGCCGCGGGCAAACGCCUGCGCCUCUCCCCAACAGGGGACGAGACGAUCAUACUGAAGGAGCGCACGACGCGGCUGCUGCUGAUUGUGGAGCGGCCGGGCGAGGAUGAUGUGGUGCGCGAGCCGAUGGUCGUCCUCGAGCGCUCCGUGCAGCUCGCGUGUGCAGGGCGCGACCACAUGCAGCGUCGCCUGCCCACCGUGCAGAUUUCGGCCGACGGUGACUUCGGUGGGGACUUCGCGCGCGCCAUUCAGCCCGCGCUGCGCAUCACGCUUAACCGGCAGACGACAAAGCAGCUGCUGCGGCCGCUCUGCAGCAAUCCGCUGCUGGGCGACGGCGAGGAGGACGUGUAUAUGUACGUGCAGCAAUGGCAUCCCGACGCCCACGCGACGCUUAAGGCGAAGCUCGGGGUUGCCUCCUCCCUGCCGCCACCACCGCCAUCAUCGCCCCCGUCACCGCUCCCAGGCCAGCAGCAGCAGCCAAGUGAUGAGGCCGCUGCGGUGCCGAUGACGGAGGGCUGCCGAUACGAGGCCGCCCCGCUCUCGGGGGUGCUGCGCCGGUCAAACGACGCCAUUACGAUCAUCGCUGCCACCAUCGCGUUGCGGCGCCGGCAGUUGAGUCAACUUCCGCUCGCCACAGUGGCGCCGCAGCGACCGCCAACACCGCUCCCACCUGCGCCAGAGCCGCGGCCGGAUCUGCAGCCGCUCUAUGACGCACGUGGUUUGAUGCAGCUCGCGGAGGAGGGCGGCAGCGAUGACGACGACGACGGGGAGAAUGAGUGA